GCUUGAAUUUCAUUCGGGGCGGAAAAUACGGUAUUAUAUAUAAAUAAAAAUGUAAAUAAAACCAAAAGGUUAUGAAUAACAGAUACUACUCUCUGUUGGAAAUUGGAAUAUUGUACAAUACUUUAACCCCCAAAAAAAUCUAAAAUUAAAUGUCAAUUAAAGGAAGAAACAAAAGAAACAAAAGAAAAAGCAAAAAAUACUCAGUCAACCUCCAUUUGUCGAGGAAGAAAAGAAGAAUAUAACAAGGAAGAAGAAAUGGUCCACUACCAGACAAAACCAAAAAAAAAAGAAAAAAAAGCCAUUAUACCUUUUUUCCCCAUAGAUUCCAUCCAUUCAUUUCUCCUCCCACACCAUUUAACUGCCAUAACCAACCUAACUUCCCUCCUUCUCCUCCCCCUCUUUUUCCCUCUUGCUUCCUUUCCUGAUCUUUUUACACCUUAAUCAAUCAAAUUUCAAUUUCCCGAAUCAUCAAAAAUAUACAAAAAUCCGAUGUUCUAUUUGCUUACAUAAUCUCAAAAACACAGGGGAAUUUGACACUGGUAAUUAACAUACCGUUAGGAGAUCGACAAAAAUAAAAAUAUGCCGGGGGGAAACGAUGGUCCGGGUUUCCUGAACCGCAUCAGCAUCCGCCGUAAUCAGGUGGUUGCCAUGGAAUCCCACGACCAAGAACUCGAAGACCUCGAUAUUUUCCAGAAGAACACCGCCGAACGCUUCGCCGACCUCCUCCCUCCGCCAACUCCGGCUCCGGGCUCUGUUCAUUCCUCCACCCCGAAAAACAACGGUAAUAGUGAUCAGACGCCUUCAUCAAUUUCCGCCUCCGAAUCUCCGUUAUCGGAGCACAACCCGCUUUCCCAGCCGGCUCCGGCACCGUUGCUGUCAAUCGAAUGGUUCCGCAAGCUUUUGGAUGUCUUUUUGUGUUGUGAGGCAGAGUAUAAGGCCGUUAUUGUGAUGGGCCGGGAUCCAUGUCAAUUCAAUAAGCCGCCUCUGGACCGUCUGAUUCCUGAUCUUUUAGAUAGGUCAAUCAAGGCCCUUGACGUCUGUAACGCCGUCACUAACGGCGUUGAGCUGGUCCGCCAUUGGCAGAGGCUGGCCCAGAUUGCCGUCGUGGCGCUCGAGCAACGCCCCAUCGGAGAAGGCCAAGUCAGACGCGCCAAGAAAGCCUUGUCAACCCUGCUGACGUCGAUGGCCUUCGACGACAAGGAAAACGGCGGUGUCGGGAACAAUAACCACGGGAAGUCGACGGAGCGGACGUGGUCGUUCGGCCGCCGCGGCGGCGGCGGAUCCGCCGCCGGGAACAGCAACAAGGACAGGACCGGCGGGACGUUCCGGUCGCUGUCGUGGUCAAUGGCGAAAUCGUGGUCAGCGGCGAAACAGAUUCAAGCCAUGUCAGCUAAUCUGAUUGCGCCACGUGGAGUCGAGGCUAAUGGGCUGGCCAUGCCGGUUUACAUCAUGUGUACGGUUUUGGUGUUCGUGAUGUGGUCUUUGGUGGCGGCAUUCCCUUGUCAGGAGCGGAAUGGGCUGUCCACUCACAUUCCGGUCCCAAAGCAGUUGGGCUGGGCUCAUGCUAUAACUGGGCUUCAGGAGAAAAUUGCGGAAGAGUGGAAGAAAAAGGAGAAAAAGGGUACUGCUGGAUUGUUGGAGGAGAUUCAAAGGAUGGAGAAGCUGGCCCAGAGUUUGAUUGAAUUUUCCGACGCUUUUCAGUUCCCGUUGGAAGACGAGAAGGUGGACGAGGUGGCGGUUCAGGUGGCCGAGUUGGCGGAUAUUUGCCGGAAGAUGGAGGAGGGAUUGGCCCCACUUCAACAGCAGGUUAGGGAGGUGUUUCAUAGGAUUGUGAGGAGCAGAGCUGAAGUGCUUGAUGUUAUUGAUCAAGUUGGUAAAAUGUCUGUACCAGUUCCCUAUUGAGAGAACAAGUUUUUAGGCAAAUCUCAAACUAAAAUUGGGUUCUAGUAGCUAGUCAUUGAACCAAAAUGUAUUUGAACUGUUGAGCGCCUUUAUUUUCUCAUUUGAGCGCCCUCCGAAAGACGGAUACGCCCUCUGCACAAUAGAGAUAUGUUUUUUU
Messenger RNA from Oldenlandia corymbosa var. corymbosa, 2059 nucleotides. NCBI's taxonomy places the organism in Eukaryota, Viridiplantae, Streptophyta, Magnoliopsida, Gentianales, Rubiaceae. The record is from the annotation of a GenBank genome assembly.